This is a messenger RNA of Larimichthys crocea (large yellow croaker), 3338 nucleotides long. Its product is annotated as sorting nexin-14. Gene Ontology annotation, molecular function: phosphatidylinositol-3,5-bisphosphate binding. Bases 403 to 3201 code for a protein of 932 amino acids. Gene Ontology annotation, cellular component: late endosome. Gene Ontology annotation, biological process: autophagosome maturation. Lineage: Eukaryota; Metazoa; Chordata; Actinopteri; Sciaenidae. The transcript has 29 exons. The record is from RefSeq and is a predicted model, not a curated record.
UUUCUGUCGGACCUGGCAACCCGCCGUGUCCGGAUUAGCCGCAUUCCGUCAUGAAGUCAGUCUGCGACAUGAAGUGAACCGAACGAGCCCGAGGACCGAGUCACGUUAACCGGGACUAGUCUGUCCGACAGCCCGAGGACCGAGUCACGUUAACCGGGACUAGUCUGUCCGACAGCCCGCGGACCGAGCCGUGCGGACGGGAUGUGUUUGAGUGUACGAGGCGGUGCUCCGGUUAGUUUGGUCACCGUGUAAGUUUGAACCGACGUUAGCUCCGUUAGCUUAGCUGACCCAGUUUAAAGUUUAAUGUGUGACGUCACUUUAAUCCGAGCUGUGGCGGGUUUCCUGCCGUGACGUCGUCGGCGUCGUUAACCGUGUUCGUGUCGGCAGGUUCCGGUUCGCAGCAUGGCGGGGGUGCUCCGGUGUGUGAGGCGGGCGCUGAGGCUCGACGCCCUGCGGGAAGCGGGCCGCCAGUACCCGCUGUUCUGCUGCGUGCUGCUCUCCAUGCUCUCCAUGACCGUGCUGCUCAACAGGUACAUCCACAUCCUGAUGGUGUUCUGGUCCUUCCUGGCCGGUGUCAUCACGUUCUACUGCUCCAUCGGACCGGACACCCUCCUCCCGAACAUCUUCUUCAGCGUGAAGCCGAGAAACAAACGUCAGGAGCAGGAGCUGUUUCCUCUCGGGCACAGCUGUGCCGUCUGCGGGAAGGUGAAGUGCAAACGUCACCGGCCGACUCUGCUGCUGGAGAACUACCAGCCAUGGCUGGACCUGAAGGUUCAUUCAAACGUGGACGCUUCGAUCGCCGAGGUGUUCGAGUUGGUUCUGGAGAACUUUGUGUACCCGUGGUACAGGGACAUCACAGACGACGAGGCGUGCGUCGAUGAGCUCAGGAUGACCUUCAGGUUCUUCGCCUCGGUGCUCGUCCGCCGCGCUCAGAAGAUCGACGUUCCCGCCCUGUUUGCAGGCAAAGUGAUGAAAGCUGCGAUGAAGCACAUCGAGGUCAUCGCGAAGGCUCGAGACAAAGUGAAGAACUCGGAGGCGUUGCAGCAGGCGGCUCUGGACGAGUACGGCGCCGACCUUCACAUCGCUCUGCGCAGCCGCAAAGACGAGCUGCUCUACCUGAGGAAGCUGACGGAGAUGCUGUUCCCCUACGUCAUGCCGCCCAAAGCCACGGACUGCAGGUCUCUGGCUCUGCUGCUCAGGGAGGUGAUGGCCGGAUCCGUCAUGUUACCGACGAUGGACUUCGUGGCCGACCCCGAUACUGUGAACCUCAUGGUGCUCAUAUAUGUUGACGACACUCCACCUGAGCCGGCCGUCGAUCCUCCGUCUGUCCUGGUUCCAUUUCUACAGAAAUAUGCCGACGUCAGCAACAAGAAGCCGUCUGUCUUGAAGUUGGAGCUGAAGGAGAUCAGGGAGCAGCAGGACCUCCUGUUCCGCUUCAUGAACUUCCUGAAGCAGGAGGGCGCCGUGCACGUGCUGCAGUUCUGCCUCACCGUGGAGGAGUUCAACGAUAAGAUCCUGAGCCCGGACCUGAGCGACGCCGAGCUGCAGCGUCUGCACGGCGAGGUGCUGCACAUCUACGAGACGUACUGCCUGGACGAGAGCAUCGACAAGAUCAGCUUCGACAAGUUCAUCGUGGAGGAGAUCAGGAACAUCGCUACAGGUCCGUACGGCGGCGUGGUGAAGCUGCAGACGAUGCAUUGUCUGUUCGAGGCGUACGAACACGUCCUGUCUCUGCUGGAGAGAGUCUUCACCCCGAUGUUCUGCCACAGCGACGAAUACUUCAGACAUCUGCUGAGAGGAGCCGAGUCUCCAGCCAGGAACAACAAGAUCAACAGAAACAGCUUCAGUCUGGAGGACAACAGGAUCAUGUCGAAGCGAGGCGAGUCGUUCGGGAUCAGCAGGAUCGGCAGCAAAAUCAAAGGCGUGUUCAAGAGCACGACGAUGGAGGGCGCCAUGCUGCCGCCGAGCGCCAUGGGCGACUUCGACGACGACCUGGUGGAGGAGGCGACCGUCGUGAUGGAGGACGACUCCCCCGCCGAGCCGGCCAGCACGCCGGGCACCCUGAGGAACCUGUCGGCGUGGAGCAUCACCAUCCCGUACAUCGACAGCUACGACGACGAGGUCAAGAGAGAGAAGAUCCCCGUGUUCUGCAUCGACGUGGAGCGCAACGACAGGAAGGAAGUCGGUCAUGAACCGGAGAGGUGGUCGAUCUACAGACGAUAUCUGGAGUUUUACGUCCUCGAGUCCAAACUCACGGAGUUCCACGGCACGUUCGCCGACGCUCAGCUUCCCUCCAAGAGAAUCAUCGGACCAAAGAAUUACGAGUUCCUGGCGUCUAAACGAGAAGAGUUCGAGGAAUAUUUACAGAGACUCCUGCAGCAUCCAGAGCUCAGUAACAGUCAGCUGCUUGCUGACUUCCUGUCUCCGUACAGCAUGGAGUCUCAGUUCCUGGACAGGAUGCUGCCCGACGUCAACCUGGGAAAAAUCUUCAAGUCGGUCCCGGGGAAGCUCAUCAAAGAGAAAGGACAGAACCUGGAGCCGUUCAUCCAGUCCUUCUUCAACUCCUGCGAGGCGCCCAAACCCAAACCGAGCCGACCCGAGCUGACCAUCCUCAGCCCAUCUGCAGAGAACAACAAGAAGCUCUUCAGCGACCUCUUCAAGAACAACGCCAACCUGAGCGAGAGUCUGGAGAGGAAACACAACCACAACUACUUCAUGGAGAAGAUCUCUGUGGACGGCAUGUACGACUGCAUGAUGUUCGUCGGUCGGACGGUGUUCCGCAUCUCGGACUGGCUCCACCACGUCCUGGCUGCGGGGAGGAUCGUGCUGAAGAGCUCGUUCGAGGCCUACAUGGAUCAGUACAUGCAGCUGAAGCUGGAGCAGAUCCUCCAGGAGCACCACAUGGUGUCGCUCAUCACGCAGCUCCGAGACGCCGUUUUCUGUGAGAGCUGUGAGGAGCGAACCGUCGAGGACAAACAGAGCCGAGCCAAGCAGACGUUCGAGGAGAUGAUGAAGUAUCUACCAGACUUCGUGGGGAAAUGUAUCGGCGAGGAGGCGAAGUACGAAGGGAUCCGCUUCCUGUUUGACGGACUCCAGCAGCCUCUGCUCAACAAGCAGAUGACGUACGUGUUGCUGGACGUCGCCGUGCAGGAACUGUUUCCUGAACUCACCAAGGGCGUGAAGGACGCGAUCAUCACAUGAACCAAACACUGAAUCAUCGACCACAUCCUGAUCCUGGAAGUGCAAUAUUCUCUAACUGUUUCCAAACCUCUGGAGAACCUUCACAUUCCAAUGUUUAUGAAUGCACUAAUAAAAGAUAUAUAUUUAUUGACCCGCUA